UGGAGGCCUGCUGACCGGCAUACGCGCGGUCACGUCACAUUUCACCAGUGACGUCAUGUGACAGGUGAGAUCACGUGUCACGGUUGUUGUUUCCGGUUCCUCCUUCAGACGCAGACACGUGUUCAGUCUGAAACAAGCAUCGAGCUCGAGAUGAACUUCACUGAAGCGAAGCGGGAAAUAAAACAGCUGCUGAUCAGAGUGAAGCCGCAUGACGUCAGCAGCCUGCUCACCUGGCUCCAAGGCUCAGACGAGUUGGACGAGUUUCUGUCCAACAACAAGACGAAGAUUCUGCAGAACAUCUCUGAAGAUCUGAGAGGGAGUCUUCCUCCAGACGCCAUGUUGUCCUCUGAGAGUACUGCUUAUAACAAGAUGAAGCAGUGUUCUCGGCCGACGGUCCACGUUGACGGUUUCCUGUAUGAUGAAGAUCAGGUGGACGUUCUCUGUGAGGAGGGAACCAUGAGCCGGUCCUACUGUCUCACCUGUGGAUCCUACAGAACCGCCCCUCUGGACUUCAUCUCCCACUCGUUCUCGAUAUCAGAGCUUCGGUUCCUAUUUGAGAACGUUCUUCCAGAUCUGAGCGGUCGGCUGCUGGUGGACGUCGGCUCCAGACUGGGAGCUGUUCUGUACGGGGGUCACGUGUUCAGUUCAGCCUCUCAGCUGGUUGGUUUAGAGAUCAGUGAGGAGUUUGUUAAACUGCAAAACAACAUCCUGCAGAAAUACAAGCUGACUGAUCGAAUACAGGUUCUCCACACUGACGUUCUCCUGCAGAAUGUUCUGCUGCAGAAAGCAGACGUUCUCAUCAUGAACAACGUCUUCGAGUUCUUCAUGGAACCCAGUGAUCAAGUCAGAGCGUGGAGGUUCAUCAUGGAUAACUUCAGGAAGAAAGGUUCUCUGCUGGUCUCCGUCCCCGGUCUACAGGAGAGUCUGAACGGACUGCAGCAGGAGGCGCUGCCGCCCGGCUGGGUGGAGGAACUCCCUGUGGACUACGAGGUGUACCUGGGAAGGGACACGGACCAGGACGCUCUGAGGCAGAUCCACCUGUACAGGGUCAUCUGAUCCAGACCGGAGGUCUAGUAGGAGUCCUGCUGGUUCUGGAUCAUGUUCCUCUGGUUCACUUUACAAACAUUACAAUAAAGUUUUUUAUG
This is a messenger RNA of Anoplopoma fimbria (sablefish), 1145 nucleotides long. RefSeq lists its product as uncharacterized. The record is from RefSeq and is a predicted model, not a curated record. The transcript has 8 exons. Lineage: Eukaryota; Metazoa; Chordata; Actinopteri; Perciformes; Anoplopomatidae. Bases 151 to 1056 code for a protein of 301 amino acids. Gene Ontology annotation, molecular function: methyltransferase activity.